Molecule: messenger RNA, 3036 nt
Organism: Patiria miniata (bat star)
Lineage: Eukaryota; Metazoa; Echinodermata; Asteroidea; Valvatida; Asterinidae
Gene: c19orf47
Exons: 7
Coding region: 117-1679 (520 amino acids)
Cellular component (GO): nucleus
Molecular function (GO): protein binding
Source: RefSeq, a predicted model, not a curated record
GUUCGCGUCACUGCAUGGGUGGGGUUGCAUGCAGCGCAGGUGAACGGUUUACGAUACGAAAUUCUUUGCGGCUCAGUUGACCGAAUUUGUCAAUCGGUGAUUAACUGAAACCGACAAUGGCAACCAAAUCCAAUAAAGAAAUGUCGGAGUGGAUCAAGUUCUUCACCGCAGCGGGCAUACCACCAGGCCCAGCAGCCAAGUAUGCCAUGGCCUUCAUAGACAAUCGCAUCAACAAGAGCAUGCUGAUGGAUCUGACAAAGGAAUAUCUCAAAGAGAUGGGAGUCAGUGUCAUGGGGGAUGUCAUCUGCAUCUUGAAGCAUGCCAAGUCGGCUUAUUCUCAGUACGAAAGAGAGCGGCCAUUGCUGGAAGCUAUGCCCCAACCUGAAGACGGCAAGAUAGAACUGAAGAGACAGACUACCCCUGGUAACAGGAUGCUGGAGCACUACAUGCGCAAGGAAGGCAUGAUAGAGGAGAGUACAAAGGUCAAGGUCACCACAGCAAUGGCCGCCAGACUAGGAGCAGUACCCUCAACAGGUUCAAAGAAGAAGCUGGUUGGAGUUCCCGAGUCAGUUGAGGUGAUUCCUGUCAAGAAGGCUCGCAGGGUACCCCCGGAGGAGGAAGGUGCUUAUGUCAUCUCGCUGCCCAAGGGGAGCACUGAACGCACAAAGAAGAUACUCGACCAGAAGGCACAAGUUACAGAUACCAAGAGUUCUGUAUUUGCAAGGUUGGGAGCCGGUUCAGCCGGUACUAGUGGCACCCAGAUGGCAUCUGCAGCUGGUCAGGCGGCUGCCAAGAGCACAGCAGAAGGCAUUACCAAACAGGCUGGCUCACCAACAGUCUUCAAUCGUCUCGGCGUACUUCAGUACCACGGUGUGCUGAAGAGCUCACCCAAAUCGAGUCCUACCCCAAAGAUAAUGAGAGGCCCGGCAGCAUCCACGGCCAAAACAGCAGCAGCAAAAACAGCAGCGGGCAAAUCAACGGCGUUAGCCAGCGUGCAGGAACGUCUCGGUGUGCAGCGACCAGAGGUCUCAACCACCACCCUGACGCACAUGGACUCAGUCGGCCUGAAGCACAGUCUUCAGGCACGUCUGGGCGGUCAGAUCAGUGACCCCCCAGCUGCAACGCCCACCCGGCAGAAGGUGACAGUACUGAUCAGCGAGGGCGGCAAAGCAGCCACCACCAAGAAGACCUCUCCAGCGGUGUUAUCGAGACUGGGCUCCCAGAAGUCAGACACAUCCGCAGUGGCCAAACCUACGCCGAGGGUAACUCUGAAGCCUGGCUUGACCAAACGUCUGGGCGGUCGAAAGGCUUCCGUUCAGGCGACUGGUGCCAAUGCAGAAGCCAAAUCGGGGGUUAUGGCCAGGUUAGGCCAGAAGAAGCCCAACCCUAUCACCCCUAUCCGUGCAGGACCUACCGCACCUGGCAAAGUACAAAAGCGCCUAGGGAUGCCUGUCAAGAGGGCAGAGACUCCCAAGACUUCCCUCAAAGAACGCCUGGGCCUCCAGAAGGCAGAAGCUAGCUCCACAACGCCGACCUUUACGGUGACGCUGGGGGGUACUGCCGGUAGUUCACCAGUCAGGAAAAGAAAGAGGAAAUCCGGGGGUGGAAAUCAGGAAGAAAGCUCCAUUAGGUCAGUCACAAUGGGACAGGAUGUAUUCAGCAGGCUUGGAUCAGGGUAAAAAUAAAAAUGUUCUUCCUUUGAAAAAGAAGAGUAUUCCUUUGAUGAAGACAGUAACUAUUUACACGCUAACACCCCAACCAGCUUUUCAAAAUCACAAGAAUGUUUUGGACAAUCGAGGAUGAUUGAGCUCGAUGAUCCUUGAAAGGUUAAAUAUAAAGAGUGUUCCAUUGGAUUGUUGCGUGGUGGAGGAUAUUGUAGCAUUUAGAAGGACUCCUAGGAAAAACGUUUAAGGAGUUGAUGUAAUUUUAUUUCGCAUUUUAAAGCUUGACAAUUUUACAAAGUGCACAGAACAAUAGCAAUAAGCACUUUCACGGUAAUAUGCGCCAUCUUGUUCACGGGGCGAAAAGAACACGCGUUGCUAGACACUGGCACAAUUUGGAACCAACGCAUGAUGACUUGGAAGCGCAAAAGUUUUCGAUUGAUGAUGUGUACACAGCAACGCAUGUACAUUUGCCCCGUAAGCAAGAUGGCGCAUAUUACCGUGAAAGUGCUUAUUUGAUCAAAUUGUUUAUUUAAAACCUAGUUAAUCAGUUGCAAUACCUACAAGAAUAAUUGCAUUGAUAUUUCUUGAUUAAAUUUUAAUUGUAAUCCCUGGUGAGUUUUGAAACCUAAACAAUGUACAUAUUUCCCUUUUUUCCAUUAUUUAUGUUUUACCAGGAGUGCGUUUUUAGAACUUAAUUUUUUAACUUAAGUCAUUUGGUGUCGCGUGGAAGUACUUAGAUGACCAACAUUUUCUCCCAAAAGUUGGACAGUUUGCAUUGUACUAACUCCCCUGUUACUAAAUUGCUGUUACCCCUCUGUACGAUUAAAAAAAACACCUUGUGUUACACUGUUAUUUUUCAUUAUGAAGAAUCAUGCAUGUAUCAAUAUAGUUGUUUACGUUUUUUAGGUGAAAGAUGACGUGAUAUUUUUAUGGGCUGUUGUGAACAGAUUUUAGAGCGAAAAAAAUAAUGCAAUCAAGAUAUUGCUUCGUGUUACACUUCUAAAGAGCAUUUUCAUGGUUUUGGAGAACAGACCAGUUUCGUUUUUUUUAGGACAAAGAUUCAAACUGUGUUGGAAAUUUGUAAAACAGAGGCUCGGUUUUAAUAUCUUGAUGAUUAUACUUUGAGAAAAAAAAAUCUCUUUGUUAUAGAGUGAACCCCCCCCCCCCAAUUAAAGCCCCUCCCCCCUCAAAUUGAACCCUUGUUAUGCCACUGUUAAAAGAUAGAAUUCAAGUAAAAUUCAGACUUACAGUUUUCUGGUUUGGGGAUUGUUUGAACUAGUUGAGAAAUUUGCUCUUAAGAUGAUGUGGGUUGACUUCUAUAGAUGAAAUGUGUAUAAGUUGUUACCACAAUAAAAGGUGAACAAAAAUCAAA